GGAAUGUGGCUGAAACUCACUUUGGUUUGCUUUGCUUAUCUUUAACUUGGGUGAAGGGGCUAGAAAGAUUAGCAAGUUGUUUGGUUUUUCCAAGAGAUUUCCUUAGUGUAAUGAUAUCUAUCCAGUUGUUUGCUUUUUUCAGAAGGGAGAGAGCACUCCUGCAAGACGACUAGCACAGCGGUAGACGGCUGAUGGCUAGAAAAUCCUGCAUGGAGCAAACAAGGAGGUAGAAGGUCUAGGAAAAAGGUAUAGGGCUAUGAACCAGGUAAUCACCCCAAAAGUACGGCCUUGUGGUCUAUGUCAGCGUUUGGGUGGGAGCUUUUUGGUUUCCCUCUCUUCUCAUGUCGGAUUUUAAUUGAUGCAUGUGCUCUCGAUGGAGUUGGAAAAGGCAAAGCUUUCCGUUUUACUUCUGAGGAGAUCUGAGGAAAAUCUGUUUUAGAAGCAGAGCCGUUUGAAUGGAGAGAAAAUAGCAAAUUUAAAAGCGCGCUUUAUUGCUCCUCCUCCUGCGAGUGAGAUGACGGAGCUGCUUUUCUUCUUUUUAUAACUGGAAAACUGCGUUUACAUCUGCUAAUUUCUCUCUGCUGCCUGUUUGUUCUUUGGUUUCUGGGAAUCCUAAUUAGAGAGAGCCAUCCUGGUAGUUGUUGCUUUUGGGUUGUUUUGAAAACGAGCAAGAAAAACUCGCUCACACCAUCUUUGUUUUUCAAAAUUAUUGUUUGUUGUUGUUUCUGAGUGGGGCUUGGAUUUCAAAUGCCAGGCAGGACCUGUUAGCACUAACAGUAAAUGACUAGGGCUUUUCACACAAAGGGAGUAAACCCUCUUUGAGUGACCUUGAGAAAGAAAUGUUAACUCUUUUUGUGUGAAGGUGUUGCCUAUUCCUGCAUAUGUGAAUUCAUUUGUUAAAACGUGAAGGGGUUGUCUGUUCCUUUAUAUGCAAAUUCAUUUAUUAAGACAUCUUGGAUACACAUUCAUAAAAAGGAUAAAAUUAAAUAAUUGUCCUCUUCAUCCUUUGGAAAAGAGGACAACAAAAUAUACAUAAAAAUGUGAUCCACUAUAUUCCCUAGUUUGCAUCAGUAAUCCAAACAUACUGCUCAUUUGGGUUGCUGGAGGGGAGCAGGAGGUACCUGAAGUGUGUAAGUGGACAAGCUGGUCAUUAAUUGACUCGUGGUACUGCCAUGAAUCAAGCCUUUGCUACCUUGAACGAAGUGAAAAUGGUGAAGUGAAAAUGGCAUUGUGCAGAAUUGUUAGAGUUGCACCUGGCUUUGAGGUGGUUUUUGACUUCUGGAGGCUGCUAGAGAGUUUAGCUAUGCUUUAAUGGAGAUGUGCAUGGAGGGUGGGAGUCUAAUUCAUCUACAGCCAGCACUUGGUAGAGGUUUUGUGUUAUCUCGUAGCAGUGCUGCUGCUGUCUGGCGCAAACUGACUGUAUUUACUAAAUGCAACUUUGGUCUUUUAUUUGGUUGAACAGUCACCUGUUUUUCUGUGAGGCAGACUGCAAGAGUUUGUGAUGCAAGCUCAGAGCAGUGUGCAUGCAAACAAAUAAGUCCUGGCUGUGAGAACAGCUCUGCAGUUUCUGUUCCUGUUCUGCUCAGAGCGGCAGGGAGCCCCACGCUGCUGUGAUGCCUGGGCUGGGAUGAGCAGGUGGGUACCUCCCCAGGGACACCGGCCACGGGGCCAGCACCGAGGGAACUCUGCAGCUCACCGUGCUGCCCUUGUGACCUUCCUUCUGGAGGAGUCACUCCUCUGGUGCCACGGUGCUCGUGUCCACGUGGGAGCAGUCACAGAGUCGCAUGGUACAGUGAACUGUGGCUUCUGGUUUGGCUUGGGGGUUUUUUUGGCCACUCGCCGUUCCUUUCCUUCCACUAAACGGUGAUCCCGGUGAUGGUAAGGAUGAUUUCUGUCAAGCUUACUGCUGAAAGACAGCUCUCCCCAAGAGAGAGGAAGGAACCUCACUCUGCCGAUGAUGGUUUUUGAGUCAUGAUGCAAGAAUCUGGGACUGAGACAAAAAGUAACGGUUCAGCCAUUCAGAAUGGAGCGAGCGGUGGCAACCAUUUACUAGAGUGCAGCCUGCGGGAAGUGAGAUCAAACGGCGAGACACCUUCCGUUGAAAUUGGGGCUGCAGAUUUAGCACAUCUCCAGCAACAGCAGGCUCUCCAGGUGGCACGACAGCUUCUCCUGCAACAGCAGCAGCAGCAGCAACAGCAGCAGCAGCAACAAGUUAGUGGAAUAAAGUCUCCGAAGAGGAAUGACAAACAGCCAGCCCUUCAGGUUCCAGUGUCGGUGGCUAUGAUGACACCUCAAGUGAUCACUCCCCAGCAAAUGCAGCAGAUCCUCCAGCAACAAGUGCUAACUCCCCAGCAACUCCAAGUCCUGCUCCAACAGCAGCAGGCACUCAUGCUUCAACAGCAGCAGCUUCAAGAGUUUUAUAAGAAACAACAGGAACAGUUGCAGCUUCAACUUUUACAGCAACAACAUGCUGGAAAACAGCCUAAAGAGCCCCAGCAGCAGCAAGUGGCCACGCAGCAGUUGGCCUUUCAGCAGCAGCUCCUACAGAUGCAGCAGUUGCAGCAGCAGCAUCUCCUGUCCCUGCAGCGUCAGGGGCUGCUGACCAUCCAGCCCGGGCAGCCUACUCUGCCUUUGCAACCCCUUGCACAAGGCAUGAUUCCAACAGAACUGCAGCAGCUCUGGAAGGAAGUGACAAGCUCGCACACAGCGGAGGAGGCAGCCAGCAACAACCACAGCAGCCUGGACCUGUCCACCACCUGCGUCUCCUCCUCUGCGCCCUCCAAGACCUCCUUAAUCAUCAACCCACACGCCUCAACUAAUGGACAGCUAUCAGUCCACACUCCUAAACGGGAGAGUUUAUCCCACGAGGAGCACUCACACAGCCACCCGCUGUACGGACACGGCGUAUGCAAAUGGCCGGGCUGUGAAGCAGUAUGUGAAGACUUCCAGUCGUUCCUAAAACAUCUCAACAGUGAGCAUGCGCUGGAUGAUAGAAGUACAGCCCAAUGUAGAGUACAAAUGCAGGUUGUACAGCAGUUAGAGCUACAGCUUGCAAAAGAUAAAGAGCGCCUGCAAGCCAUGAUGACACACCUGCAUGUGAAGUCAACUGAACCAAAAGCCACCCCUCAGCCCCUGAAUCUGGUAUCGAGCGUCACGCUUUCCAAGACGGCGUCCGAGGCGUCUCCGCAGAGUUUACCUCAUACUCCCACCACCCCGACUGCGCCCAUCACUCCCGUCACGCAGGGACCGUCGGUCAUCACUACCACGAGCAUGCACAACGUCGGGCCCAUCCGGAGGCGGUACUCGGACAAGUACAACGUCCCCAUCUCUUCAGCAGAUAUUGCCCAGAACCAAGAAUUUUAUAAGAACGCAGAAGUUAGACCGCCAUUCACGUAUGCAUCUUUAAUUAGACAGGCCAUCCUGGAAUCUCCUGAAAAACAGCUAACACUAAACGAAAUCUACAACUGGUUCACGCGAAUGUUCGCCUACUUCCGACGCAACGCGGCGACGUGGAAGAAUGCAGUGCGUCAUAAUCUUAGUCUUCACAAGUGUUUUGUGCGAGUAGAAAACGUUAAAGGGGCAGUAUGGACAGUGGAUGAACUAGAGUUCCAAAAACGAAGGCCACAAAAGAUCAGUGGUAACCCUUCUCUUAUUAAAAACAUACAGACCAGCCACACCUACUGCACACCUCUCAAUGCUGCUUUACAGGGAGAAGAAGCAGCUCUCUCCCCACUCUGUCUGUGGAAGGCUUCAAUGGCUGAGAACAGUAUACCUCUAUACACUACUGCUUCCAUGGGAAAUCCCACUCUGGGCAAUUUAGCCAGUGCGAUGAGGGAAGAGCUCAAUGGUGCAAUGGAGCAUACGAACAGUAACGGGAGUGACAGCAGUCCAGGACGUUCCCCUAUGCAAGCGAUGCACCCCGUGCAUGUCAAAGAAGAACCAUUGGACCCAGAUGAAAAUGAAGGCCCACUAUCCUUAGUGACAACAGCCAACCACAGUCCAGAUUUUGAUCAUGACAGAGAUUAUGAAGAUGAACCUGUAAAUGAGGACAUAGAAUGAGUAUGUCUGACAUCGUUAUCCUGAGAAUGAAGAUUGGAAGAACACGUCAAACUUAGCUGUGAAAUCUCUCCAUUAUUGUACAGUCUGGAGGAUUCUCAGUCCACUUUGACAACUAUGAAAUAUGUUAACUCUUAGUGCCAUCAAGUAUCCCAUUUGGGAGUAUUUUUGAUUUUUCUACUUUUUGUUGAAAAAAGGAAUUUGUACUCUGUGCAUUGGAUGGACUUGUUUGGUACUUGGGAUUUUCCUCUCUUACAGUCAACAUCAGUGUUGUAAAUUUGCUAAACUGAUUCACUUGCAUUUAGCAGCCAGCUGUGGACUGCAGGUCCUGCCAAUUUUGGACACUUGAGGACAUCAAACUGAGCAUGUACACCUGAACUGCAGAUCAAGUCUUUGCCCAGAUUUUAAGGAUUCCAAUGGACAACAUAUUUGCACAGUACUGCAUGUUGAUUAUCACUGCCUUUACUCCAUUUUAUUUUUUUUUUUUUCGUUGGUUGGUUACCUUUUUUUUUUUCCUUUUUUUUUUUUUUUUUGCUUCCAUUUGGGAUGGGGAAGGCCUGUGUGUGCACGUGUGUGGGUAUGUGUGUGUGCGUGUGAGCGUGUAUAUCGGGGAGGGGUUCAAAGAAAAAAUUAUCCCAAACUUUUUAAUGUAUUGCUUUUAUUCCCUCGCCCCACUUCUCCUCUACCAUUUUAAGUUCUGACCUCAGGCCUCAUCUGGGCCCAGGGCCUCUCGGAGGCUUCAACGUUUUCUGUACUUUGUGAUGAAUGUUAAUAGGUGUUUUUAUUAUACGAAGCUGAAUGUCAUUGAAUUGUUUGUAGUUUUUUCUGUCAUUCAUUCCAGUUUCCUUCAGAUGCCACCAUGUUUUCUUUAGCUAUGGAAAACAUUCCAUUUCGGUGUCUCCUUUUUCGUUGUUGUUGUUUUUUGAAGAGGUCCCAAAUGCUGCACGAUACAUGUGGAAGGGUUGUCCAACGGAGAGAGAGGAACGAAGUACUGCAAGAAUGAGAAUGAAUGACAGAUGAACAUAGAAACACUGUAGGAAGCAACACAGAUUCAUUCCACAAAGCAGUAUUUUUAAUAUAUUCUUGUUUUGUUUGGGUUUUUUGAUUUUUUUGGGUUUGUUUUUUUUUUUUUGGCAGCAACGGUGAAUAUUAGCAAAUGCCACAAAAUUGAACAGCACAAAGAAACAUAUGCAGCACCAACAGAGUUCACUUUUAGUAGAGAAUGAAUAGUACAGUGGCAGGUUCUCGGUUGUUUAACACGAGACCUAAUGGGUCAACAAAUCAUUUUGGAAUAUCUAAGAUUACCGAGAUGGGCACCUAAACAUUUAUUAUUACAACUUUAUUUUUUUUUCUAUUAUUUUUUUACAUUUGCAUUUGCAAAUAGUGGUUGGAAAGAUGACUUCCUUAAAUUGUUACCGUUCGUGGUGAUGUUUCACGGUUGAACAUCAGUUCAGGAUUGCUUGGUGGCGUUAAUCUGUUUGAAUACAAAUUAGAUUUCAGAUUGAACUUGUUACAGGAGUUAAUAAGGACGGGGCCCCACUAAUGCUAAAGUGUUAAUUUUCAGCUGUGCAAAUCCAGUACUGCAGUUAGGAUUGUUAUGCAAUAUUACACCAGCCAGUAUGGAAACCUCGCCGGAGGAGUCGGGAGAGUUGGGAGAGAAUUGGCGCCGGGGCUUGUUAGGCAAAACUGGCAAAGCUCUGCAAAGCAAACACGACAUACAAAAUCUGUUGCGAUAGGUCAGUAAACCUCAGUCACCAAACACCUAAACAUUUUCAUUCUGCAACCACUUCUCCGUCACUCAUUUAUUUAUGUAGGACUGUAGCUUUUUUUUAUUAUUUCGAAAAGCCUUUCAGAGCUUAAUUUAUAUUCUUCUUUGUACCUUUUUUUUUUUCCUAAAAUUACCAAAGAUAUUACACAAAGGUAAAUUAUGUUCUCUGUUAUAUGCUUUAUCUUAUGAAGCCAAAUAUCCUCUUAUUGUUGAUCAAAGGAGGUUGAAGAAUUUAGAGGGAAAUGACAAGAUGUGGGCUAUUGCUAACCUGAGAGGGAAACUGCUCCUUUAUUCUAGAAAAUUUAGAAGGCCAAGUAGAUGUCUGAACCAAAGUUGUUACUUUUUAUUUGCAAUUCUUUACAGUGACCAAAAUGAAAGUCUGUAAAGAGGAAUCGAGGAGAGCUUUUGAGGUUAAAACUAGGAAUCAGUGUUACUGGGGGAGCUAUGAGAAGGGAGCUGAAGAAAGCAAAGACACAAUUAUUUCUUGGAAAAUUAGAGUAUCAGAUAAAGGAGACAGUUUAACAAAACACAGAAGAGAACAGAAAAGCUCCCACAAUUUAACUGGACGACAUAAUGGUAUUUCUAGAAUUAAAAGAAAAAAAAAUUGUUUUUGGUCUUUGGUUCUACAGAUUGUGUGCCACUUCUGUUCCGGGACUGUGCUGGGAUGACUGCUUUAAUUUUGGUUGAUCUUGGCACAUUUACUCAGUUUUGUUUAGUUUUUGGUCAGCAUUUUUCAUAAGGAAAUAACACUCCUGUCCACUCAUAAGCUUUGGUACAAGAAAUUUUAUUGGCAGUUACUUUUAUAAAACUCCACUCUGCUUUCUGUUUCAAAAUGACAAAGAAAAAAGAAAAAAAAAAAAAAAAAAAAGAAAAAAAGGGCAGUCUGUGGUCAUUUGGAAACUUUUUUUUUUCUUUUUUUCUUUUUUUUUUUUUAAAGUUUUGGUUUAAAUUAUAUCCAGGCAGCUUCGUGACGUGCCGGCGGUAGCCAGACAGGGAUCAUGAGAAUUGAGCUCUGUGCUUCGAAACUGAGUGGUUUGCUGGUUAGUUCGGUAUUCAGAAGGGGGAUAAAAAUCUGGUAGAUUAGUUCAUUCUCAGCAUGUGUAGCUAGACAUGAGUAAAGAUAACAGCAUGAGAAACUGUUAGUACGCAUACCUCAGUCCAAACUGUUAGGGAAUGAGUAAAUAAAAAAUACAUUUCACUCAGUUGCACUUAGUUGUAUGUCUUGCAUGCUUAGUCUAAAGACUGUAGCAAAAAUAAAAAAAAUUAAAAAAAGAGAAAAAGAAACAAAAAAUUAGAGUUUAACAUAUCUGGCAGGUGUUGCAGCCUUGCAGAAGAACCAACUGAAAAUCUCAGGCUUUACAUCAAGCAAACUUCACUAUGAUUUUUACAAUUCUGAUUCUGUAUCCCUUUGGAUAUACAGUUGCUUCUUUAGGGAGGGGUUUAUUAUGUUGUACAUAUAUAUCCCACUGUGUCUGUGUGAGCCUUUGUCUUUUGGGGGGAGGGUGGGGAGGGAGGAAAAGGUGGAAAGGUCCUUUUUUUAGAUAUCAUUCCUCAAAAGGAAUAAAUGCAGACCUGUUUGUCAAAACACCUUUUGCUUUUUGUGCAACUGCUUUAUAUUAACUAUACUAAAAAAUAGCUUUGAAAAAAAAAAACUACUGUAUGUAAUGGAAUUGCAGAAUACGCUGCACAUGUAUUUUAUUUAGUUAUCCUUGCUUUAAGAAUAUUGGAUGACAUUUGCUGACAUGUGGGAGAAAAUCCCUGACUUUUUUUUUUCAGCUUUUAAAUUGUAACAUAGUUGACAGAUUUUUUUUUCUCCUGUUAUCAUUGAUCGAAGCAUUUUUGUACAGUUUUUGUGUUUAAGCUGGUUUUUUUGAUACUUUCCCACCCCUUCUGUUAUCUUACCACUGCCUUUUCUGGCUGUCUUAAACAAAGUUCAUAUAUUUGAAAUGAAAAAAAAAAAAUCAUUUAAAAAAAAAAAAAAUGUUUUUCUCCUGCUGCAGUAAAUAUUUUGCAUGAUGAAUUCCAGGGUCACACUUUCAAAGUUUAUCAGUGAAGUAGUGAUUAAUAAUGGGGAGUGUCAAACUAUUGAACUUUUUGUAUAAAAAAACAAAAAAAAAACUUUACAAGGUGCCAAGAUGUAAAGACAAUUUGUUACAUGUUUUUUUUCUCAAAGAAAAGCGUACAUUAUGAAAGUAGUACCAUGUAUCAGGUAAAUCGCUGUCAGGAAUGAGAGUCAAAGCCUUCCUUGUCCACAAAAAAAAAAAAAGUUUGUAAAUGUAAAACCUGUUAGGUUUCUGCAUUCAACUAGAAGUGAAAUGAAAAAAAAAUAAAAUCAAGGCUUAUGUAGAGCAAGUGACCACAAAAAAUAUGACCUUUUUUGAUUCUCACUCGCAAGAGUCCCACUGCAGGUCCUGCACCUCCCCUUUCCUGGAGCUCAGCUUUGGGGAAAGACUGGGGCAGGGAUGCUGGUUCUACAAAUAUUGCAGAUCAUUAGAUAUUUUAUAUAUAUACAUACAUAAAUAUAUAUAUAUAUAAAGUUUUUUAAAAUAAUUUUGAACUAUUGUAGUUUUCAGAUCGCCAAUAAUCUCACGUUCAUUAUAGCAUGGAAAAAAAACCAAAUCCGAACGUGUUUCAACUCUUUUGAAAUCCUUUGGUACCUUUGGUUAAUGAACUCAGAGUGAUUUUUUAGAUGUUUCAGAAGUCAUUUAGUAUUCUAGUCUUGCGAGGUGAAUUUGCAGUUCAGGACUGCAUUCUAAUGGGCCCAGAACAGGUAAUCAAGUAUCUUCUACCCAUAAGCCUUGAUGAAAAUGGUACAGUCCAGACUGUUAGCAUGGUGCUUCGUGUGUAUGUGCUGCCAGUAACAAGAUUUUUUUUUUUUUUUUUUUUGAUAAGGCAUAAAAGAAACUCAUUCCUUACAUCAACUGUAAUUCCAUCAUUCCAUGUCUGUUGAUACAGACAAUAAAAAAUGUUGUGUAGUCAGUACUAAUUACUGACAUUAUAGCAUUCUCAAAUGCAAUAAAAAUGCUGGUUGUUCACACUGGUAAUGCAAGUUGCCAUGUCCGAAGUUCUUGUUUUGUGUUCCCCCCUCCUCACAGUGGCUCUGAUGUCGCAUCCCAUGGUCCCUGAUCCGUGGGCACCUCAUCCAAGUCCCAGCUCAUUCAUGGAUGGACAAAUCUCAUCUCUUCCCUUGAGUGUCCCCCAACCACAUCCAAGUACAAAAUAUUUUAGUAGUGCUUUGAUGGACAGCUUGUACUGAGCACUGGAAGCAAGGAAGGCACUGUCAUUCGAGGAAUUAAUGCUCUUUUCCGAGGAAGUCCUUCAGUUUUUCCCAUUGGGGUCACAGGGGGUUAUUUGCUUUCUCAUUGGAGUCUGUUUCAAGGGUUGAAGGAAGGGGUUGGGGUCUUCAUCCUGCAGCUCCUUCCCAGUGCAGCACCCUGGUGGGAAUGGUGCUGCUGGCUUUGGAUGGAAGGGCUGGGAAUGUGCACUGCACCCCUGCCAAAAGGAUCCACCCCUUGGUCCACAAAACUGUGAGGAGCAAAGUCCCAAGGGCCACUGUCACCUGAGACAAACUAAAGGAAAAGCUCACCUUUUUCUUUCGAGUAAGCACACAUUUAUCUUCCUCAUCAAGUUUUGUAAAGAAAAAUAAAAUGUUUAAUAGCUAGCAUUAGCAGCAAACUGAAAUUUCAGAGGAGAGAUUUUUCAUGAAUAAUUCAUUAAAAUUUCACAUCUGCAAGAUUAGUC
This is a messenger RNA of Poecile atricapillus (Black-capped chickadee), 9565 nucleotides long. RefSeq names its product forkhead box P1 (gene FOXP1). Gene Ontology annotation, molecular function: RNA polymerase II cis-regulatory region sequence-specific DNA binding; DNA-binding transcription repressor activity, RNA polymerase II-specific. Lineage: Eukaryota; Metazoa; Chordata; Aves; Passeriformes; Paridae. The transcript has 18 exons. The record is from RefSeq and is a predicted model, not a curated record. Gene Ontology annotation, cellular component: nucleus. Gene Ontology annotation, biological process: regulation of transcription by RNA polymerase II. Bases 1972 to 4059 code for a protein of 695 amino acids.